CCAAGAUCAAGGUGCCAGCAAGGUUGGUUUCUGGUGAGACCUUUAUUACUGGCUUGCAGACAGCUACCCUCUUGGUGUGUCCUCAACGUGAGAGAUCUCUCUGGUGCUUCCUCCUCUUCUAAUGAAGACACCAGUCCUUUCAGAUUAGGGCCCCACUCUAUGACCUCAUUUAACUUUACCUCCUUAGAAGCUCUAUCUGCAAAUACAGUCACAUUGGGGGCCAGGGCUGCAACAUACGGAUUUUGGUGGGACACAGUUCAGUCUAUAACAUAGAGAUAAGGGAGUAUCAGAAAACUGUGAAGUGUUUUGGCCCUUUGGGCUUUAUUCUAUCUGGGAACGUUUUUCUGGCAGUACAAUAACAUUAUUUUUUUUUCCUGAGAGAGUAAUUAAUCAUAUUUUACAAUUCAUGGUAUUUAAAUGUUAAGUGUAUAAAUUUGGGUAGGUUAACAUGCCUACAGCUAAUCAAUCUUGAUUUUCCAAGCCAGAGAAGGCUAAAGCUUCUCAGUUAAAAAGCUGCCUUUGUGUGUUCGUGUGCCUGUGUGAGUGUGUGAGUGUGUGUGUGUAAGUGUGAGAGAGAGGGAGGUGGGAAGGUGAUGGUGUGCACAGAUUGCUUUGCUCUUGAUGUGAUACCUUUUUCUCUAACAAGAAUUAUUAAUAUUAACUGUAACCCACCAUGACAAUUGGUCUUGUGGAGCAAUGAACUGUGAAUUCACUGAUUGGAGGGCUUUCAGUUUAAAUGAAGUUUGAGUUUCUUUUUUUAGAAAAAUUGCUUCUGGGCAGUUCUGGAAAGUUUGGAAACCUAUUUUGUUUGUUGUCCUGUAGUUAUUUUGAUAGGGCUGUGGAAGAAUGGAGACAGUUCCACUGUGACCUGAAUGACCUCACACAGUGGAUAACAGAAGCUGAAGAGUUGCUGGUCCAUACGUGUGCUCCAGGUGGCAGUCUGGACUUAGAGAAAGCCAGGAGACAUCAGCAGGAACUCGAAGAGGGCAUCAGUAGCCACCAGCCCAGUUUUGCAGCACUAAAUCGAACUGGGGAUAGGAUUGUCCAGAAACUCUCCCUGACAGAUGGAAGCUUCUUGAAAGACAAGCUGGCAGGAUUAAACCAACGCUGGAGUGUUAUCAUUGCAGAAGUGAUGGAUAGGCAACCCAGGCUAAAAGGAGAAAGUAAGCAGGUGACAGAAUUUAGAAAUAGGCUAGAUGAGAUUAUUAGUUGGUUAACAAAGGCCGAGAAUGCUUUGCUAAAGAGAUCCACUGCUGAGCUGGAAGAAAACCUGCAAGAAUUAACAGCCUUAACCCAGGAGAUGGAAGUGCAAGCUGAAAAACUCAAAUGGUUGAAUAGAACUGAAUUGGAAAUGCUUUCAGAUAAAAGCCUGAGUUUACAUGAAAGAGAUAAAAUUUCAGAAAGCUUAAGAACUGUAAAUACUACAUGGAAUAAGAUAUGCAGAGAAGUGCCUAGCACACCGAAGGAACGUCUCCAGGAGCCCUGUUCUGUUUCACAGACAAGGAUUGCUGCUCAUCCUGCUGUCCAAAAGGUGGUGCUAGUAUCAUCUGCAUCAGAUAUUCCUGCUCUGUCUUCUCGUACUUCAGAAAUUUCAGUUCCUGCUGAUCUUGAUAAAACUAUAACAGAACUAGCCGACUGGCUGGUAUUGAUCGACCAAAUGCUGAAGUCCAACAUUGUCACUGUCGGGGAUGUAGAAGAGAUCAAUAAGACCGUUUCCCGAAUGAAAAUUACAAAGGCUGACUUAGAACAGCGCCAUCCUCAGCUGGAUUAUGUUUUUACAUUGGCGCAGAAUUUGAAAAAUAAAGCUUCCAGUUCAGAUGUGAGAACAGCAAUCACAGAAAAAUUGGAGAAGGUCAAGAACCAAUGGGAUAGCACCCAGCACGGGGUGGAGUUAAGGCAGCAGCAGCUAGAGGACAUGAUCAUCGACAGUCUUCAGUGGGAUGACCACAGGGAAGAGACCGAAGAGCUUAUGAGAAAAUAUGAGGCUCGACUCUAUAUUCUUCAGCAAGCCCGAAGGGAUCCACUUACCAAACAAAUUUCUGAUAACCAAAUAUUGCUUCAAGAACUGGGUCCUGGUGAUGGUAUUGUCAUGGCGUUUGAUAACGUCCUGCAGAAACUGCUGGAGGACUAUGGCAGUGAUGACACAAGGAAUGUGAAGGAAACCACUGAGUACUUAAAAACGUCAUGGAUCAAUCUAAAACAAAGUAUUGCUGACAGACAGAAUGCCUUGGAGGCUGAGCUGAGGGCAGUGCAGGCCUCUCGCAGAGACCUGGAGAACUUCCUAAAGUGGAUCCAGGAAGCAGAAACCACAGUGAAUGUGCUUGCCGAUGCCUCUCAGCGGGAGAAUGCUCUCCAGGACAAUAUCUUGGCCAGGGAACUCAAACAGCAGAUGCAGGUAAAUGCAUGGGAAACUACAGCCAGUAUUUGUGUUUGUACUGUGCUCUUUUGAUCCAUCUUUAUGCAAAUUUAUUAGUGUUAAAAGGUGAGGUUGUCACCUUGUUCUGUUUUGAAAUCCCUGCUCUCCUCUGAAUAAUUGGUUUCUGGAAAUAAGAUCUGUAAAAUAUUUUUACUUAAUAUGAGAGAGAAAAAAACCAUCUUGUUUUAUGGAAGUAAUAAUUGUUUGCGUAGAGUUAGAGGCUCAUAGCUAUUCUGUUUUCCGUCAUUUUAAGCCCUAUUACAGUUAGCUUUAUUGAAUCCUAAAUUAUAAGGGCAUUUUCCCUUAAUGUGAAGUUGUUUCUUUCCCCAUUUAUUAUACAUACUUAAUAUAAAAGCUACAAAAACUCUAUGGCUUAGUUUACAACUAAGAAUAUUAGGCUCAAAGGUAUUACUUUUAUGUCUUUAGCUUGAUAACUAUGAUUAUAUAUACAGUCUGAGGUUCAAAGUAUGCUAAUAUAGAAUCUUUCCUUUAAAAAAAUUACAAAAAAAUCUCAUGAAGCAUGUCUGAAUCUUUUUUCUGCCCCCAGGUAGUUCUGCUUCAGUGCCCUUGAAUACCCUUGAACCUCCUAUUUUGUCUGCCUAGAUUGAUCUAUUCUUGCCGAUCCUGUAGGUCUUCUCACUUAGAACUUGGUUCAAAACCUAUUUCAAUGGGGAAUUCUCCUUGUCUACCAGAGUUUUACAUGUCAUUACUUCUUUAUGCCAUUUCAUUUCCACAUCAGUUUGACUGUUAUUUUUCUGAUAUGCUUGUGAACACACGUCCCAUUAUCACUGGAUGCCUCUUUCCACCUGUCCCAGUUGAUCCCAUGGUUCUUCAAGGACAGAGAUUGUAUUAUUCCAUAUUGUUGCCUGUGCAGUGCCCUGAGUGCAAAUCCUAAGUAAAUACUAACUGCCACUCUUGGACCCUGGCUUUCACUAUUAUGAAAUGCACUAUUGAUGAUCUUUUGUGAAUUUGUUCUUAGGAACUCUUUUCCCUUGAAACAUCGAUAUCAAGACUACUUUAUAAAAUGUCAACAAAUGUGUAGAUCUGGAUAAAGGGUCUUGGGGCUUUCUUUCGACUACUCUUAUUCUUACAGCUUUUCUCUAAGUUUGAAAUGAUUUUCAUUAAAAAGUUACAAAAUUUUUAAAGGAGACCUUUUUGGAAUAGGCUUAUUUAUAACUCGUUCACAUGCAUAGAGACUCUUAUGGUGUUUUACUGUUAUGUUCUUUAGAUUAACUUAAUGAAAAUCUGCAUUUAUUUACAUUACUUCUUAUUUCUUUGUUCAUUUUCCAGUACUUUUGUGACUUGGUGUAGUGAGUGUGACCAGGCAAGUAUCAGAGUUAAAUCUGAUCCUUUGUUUCAUGCUCUGGAGUCUCUUGAGGUCACCAUAAAUGUUAAUUGAUGAAAUAUUUAGCUAUAUUUGGAUUUUAGGGGAUUACAAAGGGCUCUAAAUGUAGAUAGAUACUAGAACAUAUUAUUUUUUUAUGAUGUAAACAAUAAUAAGCCUGACGUAUAAGUGUUCACCCAUACUUAAUUUAUGUAAUGGUGUUAAUUUCAACAGCUAUUUAGGCUAUGCACUUGAGUAGGUGACAGUUCAUAGACAAGUAAAAAAAGAGCCUUAAAAUGAACCUUGAUAAUGAGCACUAGCAAAACACAGGCCUGUUGUAGACUUUAAUGAUGUCUUCUGACACAUUUAAUCUUAGGAUACAUUCUUCCCAUAGCCAAAACUCUUCUCAAUAUUUAAUGAAUAUUCAAACUGUGGAAGACAUAAAUGUAAAUAGAAAUGUUUAAAAUCUUUCUAAAUAAAAAUAGCUCAGCACAGGAUUACUUGUCGUAUGGCAAACAGCAUUGAGAAGGAAAGGUUGCUGACAAAAAUACUAAAAUACGUUAUAGCAUGUAUAGUAAUGCUUCUCAAAAAGAAUCUAAUGUUGCUGAAAUAGAAUCUUUUGGCUCAUAGAAAAUAAUAAAGAGGGCAUUUAUUAAGAGCUUAUUGAAAUCUCUUUGUUUAUCUAGAGAUAAAUAUGUACAUUUGUUUAUGUUUAGGAUGUUUCAUAUAAUGGUAACUUACAUGAUUUUUUACUCUCUUCCUCCUUUAUUAAAUGUGCUUAAUUUUAAAGCAUUCUCUCUAUUUUAUUUAGAAAAUAUUCUAUGGCUUUAUUUUUAAUACCUUAUAGGUGGAUGACUGUUAGAGACUUGAUACCUUUCGCUGAGUAUUUCUGAGGCAAGAGAAUUUUAAUUUUCCUGUGGGCUUGUGUAUUGAUUCUCCUUUUGUAUGAAUGAACAGACAUUUAAAAUGGAAACGUGUUUGGAAAUGGAAAGGUGUUUGUUGAAGGAAAUGACUGUACAAAAGCACGUCAAAUCAUAAAAUAAAUUUUCUGGUGGCGUGGUGGUGGUGGCGGCGGUUACGUGUGUGCUAUAGAAGGUGGAACAAGGACCUCAGUGUAUCCGUGCUCCAUGCAGAAGGGGUGUAUAUAGAAAUGCCUAGAUGACACAUUCACUAUUUAUACUCGUUUCAUGUCUUGUGACAGUCACAUGCAGGGGCAUGGGACUAUUUCAUGAAAGAUGAAGAAGUUUAUUCUAUAUUCAGUUUAAGGUGAAUCUUGGGUAAAUUUUGAUAAAGGGACAGCUCUAAAGCACAUGAAAGAU
Molecule: messenger RNA, 5059 nt
Organism: Microcebus murinus (gray mouse lemur)
Lineage: Eukaryota; Metazoa; Chordata; Mammalia; Primates; Cheirogaleidae
Source: RefSeq, a predicted model, not a curated record